GGUGAUGAUAGCCAUGGACUGAGAUUUAGUGUGAGUAAACCACUUGGAUUCCCAUUGUUGAGUGUGGCAGGCCAUGGGUUUGGUGAUUUUGAGACAGUUGUGCUGAUAGCACAAGGCAUUGGAAUUACUCCUUGGAUAGCUGUACUACAAUACAUGCAACAGACCAAGGUACAGACCAAAGAACUCAAUCUCAUCUGGUCUGUACCAUCUUCAGAUGUCUUGCAUGCUUUUAUGCAAGAAUUGAGUUCAUGGGAAUAUUCAAGCGAUUUGGUAUUGAACUUUGAUGUUCAUAUCACAAGAGAGGUAGCUGAUGUUGAGCCAGGAUUGUUGUCGGAUGUAAUUAAGAUCCAUCACGGGCGUCCUGAUUAUGGGCUGGUGCUAGAGACAAUCCGGCAACGCAAUUCACGAACCCAUGUGGCGCUUGGGCUGUGCGCGGCUGAUGAAACGGUUCAAAAGUGUGGCAAUCAGGUCCGAGGUGCAACAUUUAGCAAUGAGCAGUCGUGGUGGUCAAUCUGUGCAGAACGCUUUGAAUUAUAAUACAAAGUAUAUACAUAUAAAGCCUACAUCUAUUCAAACUAU
This is a messenger RNA of Phycomyces blakesleeanus NRRL 1555(-), 579 nucleotides long. RefSeq lists its product as hypothetical. Bases 154 to 537 code for a protein of 127 amino acids. The transcript is spliced from 2 exons. The record is from RefSeq and is a predicted model, not a curated record. NCBI's taxonomy places the organism in Eukaryota, Fungi, Mucoromycota, Mucoromycetes, Mucorales, Phycomycetaceae.